AUGCCAGACGCGGAGCUGGGCGCGCCAACGGUCGAGAAUGUUCGGGUGGUGGUGCGCGUGCGUCCGAUGGACCAAAAGGAGAAACUCGACGGGGCGUACAACUGCGUGUCAGUAGACUCUGUGAACAACACCAUAGCGGUCACGAGGAACAACGUCAACCCGCCCGAGCCCCCUCGCAUAUACGCCUACGAUGCAGUCUUCGACACUAAUACUACGCAGAUGGACAUUUAUGUCCAAACAGCUAGUCUGAUCGUCGAACAAGUUCUCAAAGGCUACAAUGGGACGAUAUUCGCGUACGGACAGACCGGCACUGGGAAGACCUACACCAUGGCCGGGAGCAACUCCGCGCCAGAACUUAGAGGCAUCAUACCAAAUUCUUUUGCCCAUAUAUUUAGCCACAUCGCGAAGGCGAAGGAUGAUGAAAAAUUCCUAGUAUGCGUGACAUAUUUGGAAAUUUACAAUGAGGAAGUAAGAGACCUCCUCGGGAACAAUCCUCACCAGAGCCUCGAAGUGAAGGAGCGCCCUGAUAUAGGAGUCUUUGUGAAGGACCUUACUGGAUACGUGGUCCACAAUGCGGAUGAGUUGGAAAAAAUAAUGGCAGUCGGCAACAAGAGCAGGCACAUCGGCGCUACCGCUAUGAACAUAGAAAGUUCUCGAUCGCACGCCAUAUUCUCCAUCACGGUAGAGAACAGCAAGCGAGGUACCGAUGGGAAGAUGCAUGUCAAGAUGGGGAAGUUACAUCUUGUUGAUUUGGCUGGUUCAGAACGACAAAGCAAAACCCAAGCAACGGGAACCAGGUUGAAGGAAGCAACCAAAAUUAACCAGUCAUUGUCAGUGCUGGGCAACGUCAUAUCGGCGCUGGUCGACGGCAAGUCCACCCACAUACCGUACAGAAACUCCAAGUUGACGAGAUUGCUGCAGGACUCCCUCGGGGGGAACUCUAAGACUGUUAUGAUAGCGACGGUGGGUCCGGCGGAGAGCAACUACGUGGAGACCAUCAGCACGCUGCGCUACGCCAACCGCGCUAAGAACAUCGAGAACAGGACGCACGUCAACAGCGAGCCCGGCGACGCGCUGCUCACCAGAUUCCAACAAGAGAUUGAUCAGCUCAAGAAGCAGCUGGAAGAAAAUUCAAAUGAAAUAGAAGAAGAGGAAGAAGAAGAAGUGUCCGAAGAAGAAUUAUCAGAUGACACGCUCACAGACCCCGAACUAGAUGUGCUGGAUCCAGAAGAGAAGAAGAUGCGACGAAAAAUGAGAAGAGAGGAGAAGGAGAAAUUGAACCGUGAGAAAGCUCACCAAGCGCGCAAAGUGCUGGAGGAGAAGAAGGCCGAGCUGCAGAGGACCAAGAAGCAGCAGGAGGAGCUGAAGGAGAAGCUGCAGCGGCUGGAGUCGAAGGUGCUGGUGGGCGGCGAGAACCUGCUGGACAAGGCGGACGCGCAGCGCCGCCUGCUGGAGCGCGCCGCCGCCGAGCUCGAGCUGCGCGCGCUCAACGAGAUGCGGCUGCGCGAGGACCUGCAGAAGAAGGAGGCGGAGCGGCUGGACCUGGAGGAGCGGUACUCCAGCCUGCAGGAGGAGAGCGCCGCCAAGACGCGCAAGCUGAAGCGCGCGGUGCAGCUGCUGGGCGCGGCCAAGGCGGAGCUGGCGGACCAGCAGCGCGAGCAGCAGCGCGAGAUGGAGGGCAUCCUGGACGGCGUGCGCGCGCUGCGCCGCGAGCUGCAGCUGGCCGACAUCGUGCUCGACGCGUACAUACCCAAGGAGUACCAGGCCCUGAUCGAGCAGUACGUGCACUGGAACGAGCAGCUGGGCGAGUGGCAGGUGAAGUGCGUCGCCUACACCGGCAACAACAUGGCGCCGCGCCUGCACGCGCCGCGCGCCGCCGCGCACUUCGAGCCGCCGGACCUGUCGGACCGUUACCUGUCGUACGCGACGCCGGCGCGCGCCGCCAGCCGCCUGGCGCGCCCGCCCUCCGCCGUGCCGCGCCCGCACACCGCCCUGCGACAGCGACAG
Brenthis ino (lesser marbled fritillary) is the source of this 2007-nucleotide messenger RNA. NCBI's taxonomy places the organism in Eukaryota, Metazoa, Arthropoda, Insecta, Lepidoptera, Nymphalidae. The record is from the annotation of a GenBank genome assembly.